Messenger RNA from Cherax quadricarinatus, 3540 nucleotides. Its product is annotated as ribosomal RNA small subunit methyltransferase NEP1. Gene Ontology annotation, biological process: rRNA base methylation. The record is from RefSeq and is a predicted model, not a curated record. Lineage: Eukaryota; Metazoa; Arthropoda; Malacostraca; Decapoda; Parastacidae. Gene Ontology annotation, cellular component: small-subunit processome; nucleolus. Gene Ontology annotation, molecular function: rRNA (pseudouridine) methyltransferase activity; rRNA binding.
CCGAACAAGUUGUUUACUAACUUCAGAGCCUCGUGCUGCAGACGUUGUUGAUCGUUGCUGUUAUUUUGCUUGCAACUUGUUGCAGGGAAGGUUCGUGCAAGUGUGCAGGUGCACCUAAGAAGGAGAGAAGACACUUUAAACUGUUGCAGCUGCAAGAGCAACUUUGAAAAACACACCAUGGGAAAGAAAAGAAAGUUCGAGGAUGGUGAAGAAGAUAAAACGUCGUCUCACCGGCAGCUGACGCCGGCCCACAUGAGGAAUCAAGAGAAGCGGCUCAUAGUGAUUUUAGAGAGAGCGAACCUGGAGAGUGUGAAGUGUAGGAAAAGUUACGAGCUCCUCAACUGUGAUGACCACAUGGGACUGAUGAAGAAGUACAAUAAGGAUCCCGCAAACUACCGCCCAGAUAUUCUCCAUCAGUGCCUUCUAAUGUUGCAGGAUUCUCCACUUAAUCAGUCUGGCAAACUUCAGGUAUAUAUUCACACAGAAAAGAAUGUCCUGAUUGAGGUCAAUCCACAGUGUAGAAUACCACGAACAUUCAAGAGGUUUGCUGGUCUUAUGGUUCAACUCCUCCAUAAGAUGAGCGUUCGAGCCUCUGACGGAAACAUGAAGCUCUUAAAAGCGAUACGUAAUCCAGUCACAGACCAUCUCCCUCCUGGAUGCAAGAAAAUUGGCACAUCGUUCACGGCUAAAAAUCUUGUAAAUCCUCGGGAGCUCGUUCCUGCUGACGAGCCAAUCGUCGUCGUUAUUGGUGCCAUGGCACAUGGGAAGGUGGAGGCAGACUACGUGGAAGAAGAAGUUGCCUUCUCCAGGUACCAUCUUUCUGCAGCCUUAACCUGUGCCAAAGUUUGUUCAGGGUUUGAGGAAGUGUGGAACAUCAAGUAGAAGAACUCUUGUGUGUUAUGCAGAUUUAGAAAUGUAAAACAGUUUUUCUCUCCUGUUUGCUACUUUCUAGAAAUGUUCAUGAAUUUCAUGUCACAGUGUGAUAAAUUAGUAAUGUUUUUAUUUAUUAAGGGUGAGCUCUGUGUGUGUGUGUGUGUGUGUGUGUGUGUGUGUGUGUGUGUGUGUGUGUGUGUGUACUCACCUAUUUGUGGUUGCAGGGAUCGAGUCACAGCUCCUGGCCCCGCCUCUUCGCUGAUUGCUACUAGGUCCUCUCUCUCCCUGCCCCAUGAGCUCUAUCAUACCUCGCGUUAAAACUAUGUAUGGUUCCUGCCUCCACCACAUCACUUUCUAGGCUAUUCUAUGGCCUGACUACUCUAUGACUGAAGAAAUACUUCCUAACAUCCCUUCGAUUCAUCUGAGUCUUCAACUUCCAAUUGUGACCUCUUGUGUCUGUGUCCCAUCUCUGGAACAUCCCGUCUUUGUCCACCUCGUCUAUUCCGCGCAGUAUUUUAUAUGUCGUUAUCAUGUCUCCCCUGACCCUCCUGGCCUCCAGUGUCGUCAGGCCGAUUUCCCUCAACCUUUCUUCAUAGGACAAUCCCCGUAGCUCUGGGACUAGUCUUGUUGCAAACCUUUGCACUUUCUCUAAUUUCUUGACGUGCUUGACUAGGUGUGGAUUCCAAACUGGUGCUGCAUACUCCAGUAUGGGCCUGACGUAGAUGGUAUACAGAGUCUUAAACGAAUCCUUACUGAGGUAUCGGAACGCUAUCCGUAGGUUUGCCAGGCGCCCGUAUGCUGCAGCAGUUAUCUGAUUGAUGUGCGCCUCAGGAGAUAUGCUCGGUGUUAUACUCACCCCCAGAUCUUUUUCCUUGAGUGAGGUUUGCAGUCUUUGGCCAUCUAAACUAUAUUGUGUCUGCGGUCUUCUUUACCCUUCCCCAAUCUUCAUGACUUUGGAUUUGGCAGGGUUAAAUUCAAGGAGCCAGUUGCUGGACCAGGCUUGUAGCCUGUCCAGGUCCCUUUGUAGUCCUGCCUGAUCCUCGUCCGAUUUGAUUCUUCUCAUUAACUUCACAUCAUCUGCAAACAAGGACACUUCUGAGUCUAUCCCUUCCGUUAUGUCGUUCACGUAUACCAAGAACAGCACAGGUCCUAGGACUGACCCCUGUGGAACCCCGCUUGUCACAGGCGCCCACUCUGACACCUCGUCGCGUACCAUGACUCGUUGUUGCCUCCCUGUCAGAUAUUCUCUGAUCCAUUGCAGUGCCUUUCCUGUUAUGUGUGCCUGGUCCUCUAGCUUUUGCAGUAACCUCUUGUGAGGAACUGUGUCGAAGGCCUUCUUGCAGUCCAAAAAUACGCAGUCGAUCCACCCCUCUCUCUCUUGUCUUACUUCUGUCACCUUGUCAUAAAACUAGUAGGUUUGUGACACAGGAUUUUCCUUCCCUGAAACCGUGCUGGUUGUCAAUUAUACACUUGUUUCUUUCCAGGUGUCCCACCACUCUCCUCCUGAUGACCUUCUCCAUGACCUUGCAUACUAUACACGUUAGUGAUACAGGUCUGUAGUUUAGUGCCUCAUGUCUGUGUGUGUGUGUGUGUGUGUGUGUGUGUGUGUAUGUGUGUGUGUGUGUGUGUGUGUGUGUGUGUGUGUGUGUGUGUGUGUGUGUGUGUGUGUGUGUGUGUCUGUGUCUGUCUGUCUGUCUGUCUGUCUGUCUGUCUGUCUGUCUGUUUCUGUGUGUCUCUGUGUCUGCCUGCCUGUCUGUCUAGAGUUACGAAGUACCUAUGAUAGCCUGUAAAUCACCAUCACUAACACCUACUCUACUUGGCUGCUAAACAGAAAAAAUGGAGAAAAUAUUUUCACAUUUUAUGGUUUCUGAGACAAUUUUUUUUGUCAUUAAAAUUUAAUUUGAUGAUUUGUGUACAAUAAUAAAUGUAGUCUUUGUUUAACGUAUUUAUAUUUAUAAACCAUGAAAUGCUCUAGAAGAAUUGUGCAGUGCAUAAAGGAGGUGAAUUUUAGUGUUGGGUGGAAACAAACAAGUAUUGAGGAUGCUGAAUAGAGUGAUAUGGUGAGCAAGGUCUUUUAUUUCAAAGAGCCAAAUUUGAUUGUAGCCUGAUAGCUCAACUGGAAGGUGGGGUAGGGGUCGUCCUAGGAAAGGUUGGAGGAAGGGGAUAAAUGAGGUUUUGUGUGUGAGGGGGCUAGGACUUUCAGUAUGUGUGUGUGUAAGAAAUGAGUGAGUGGUGCUGAAUGGUUUUUAUGACAAUGUGCUUUUGAGUGUGAGCAAAGUAACAUUUAUGGAGGGAUUCGGGAAACUGGUUAGCAGGACUUGAGUCCUGGAGGUGGGAAGUACAGUGCCUGAACUCUGAAGGAUGGGUGUUGAUAUGUUGCAGUUUAUUUUAACUAGUAUAGGCAUGCCUCUGGUUAGACAGUGAUGGAGUGAAUGCUGAUAAAAGUGUUUCUUCUUUGUUGGGUCACCCUGCCUUGGUGGGAAAUGGGUGAUUUGUUAAUAAAAAAGUAUAAUAAAAUCCUCAUUGACCUACUGAAGCCUACCAGCUCAGGUUGAUGUAUCUGGACAUUUUGUAACCAGUCCUGUGUGAUGGAGUAUGACAGUGAAACAGCUAUAUAUUCUAUACAUGCAUGUGUAACAUCUCAAUAAAAAUAUAAAUUGUUGCUAG